AUGCUGGUUGAUGGGUCGCUGUAUGAGAAUUUCUUUGUGGAAGUUUAUACGGGGCAUUAUCAGGGGAGGGGAGUGGGUAGUGGUGUUGGUGGGCUGGGGGAGGAGGCUAUGUCGUUGACUACACUCGGCGCCUUGUUGGGCGAGCGCAUCGGACGAAGAGUGAAUGGCGAUGUCAACUCGCUCGAGACGCAGGAUAGCGACCAAGACAUCGACACAGACACCAAGCCAGCAUCUACAGAAGAAAUUCUAUUCCGUAUCCAGCAUGAAAGCACAAAAAACCCCAUGCUAUCCCGCCUCGAAACCGCCGUCGCCAAAGGCGUCCAAGCCCUAACCCACUUGCACACCUUCCUCACCAAAUCAAAACCCAAAAUCGAAAGCACCACCGACGUCACCGACUGGCUCUCCGAAAUCACCAAGAUAAAACAAUACGCGGCACCCCCCAAAGUCAUCAUCGGGAUAGUCGGUAGCACGGGCGCGGGCAAGUCCUCGCUGAUCAACGCGAUAAUCGAUGAGGAGAAUCUGCUUGGGACGAACUGCAUGCGCGCUUCUACGGCUAUUGCGACGGAGAUUGCGUAUAAGUAUCACUCCGGGAAGAAGUAUCGCGCGGAGGUGGAGUUUGUUGACAGGAGGGAGUGGGAGAGGGAGCUUCGGGCGCUGGUUGGGGAUUUGAAGGAUGAUGGUGAGAAUUCGUUUUCGGGGGUUCGUGGUGAAACGAUGGCUAGAAACUCUGAGGCUGCGGUGGCUAUGGAGAAGAUUCGUGCUGUGUAUCCGGUAUUGAGUGUGAAAGAGAUUAAAGAGUUGGAUGUCGAGGGGCUUUUGAAGAAGGGUGGUGUUUGUGAUGUUCUUGGGCAGACUGUCGUUGUGGAGAGUGAUGAUCCCAAGGCAUUUGCGAGAGACCUUGCCGUGUACAUCGACAGUAAAGGUAAACGUCCCAAGACCUCUGCCCCUGUCAACGAUAAAAGCAAAGGCAAAGCACCCAUGCAAACCAUCUUCGACAACAAACCCACAACCACAACCACCACAGCGACAACCCACUGGCCCCUCGUCCGCGUCAUCCGAAUCUACACCAAAGCCCCCGCCCUUUCCACUGGCGCAACCCUAGUCGACCUCCCCGGCAUCUUCGACUCCAACGCCGCGCGCAUCGCUGUCGCAGAGGAAUACAUGAAGAAAUGCAGCGCGCACUGGGUCGUCGCGCCGAUCAACCGCGCCGUCGACGAUAAAGUCGCGCAGGACCUGUUGGGACAGAACAUGCGGGUGCAGUUGCAUAUGGACGGCGCUGCGAAUGAUUUGACGUUUAUUUGUACCAAGACGGAUGAUGUUUCUGUGAGUGAGGUACAGGAGUCGUUGCUGAAGAGGGAUUUGGUGUCGCCGAGUUUGAGGGAGGAGGGAUUGAGUAGGUUGGAGGAGGAAAUUGGGGAGCUUGAGGGGUGGUUGGUGGGUGUUAAGAGUGAGAUUCUGGAUGUUGCAGAGCGGUUGGAGGAGUUGGAGGUUUGUUCUGAGGGUGGUGGUUCGCAGGGUAGUUCGCCUGGUAAGCGCAAGAGGGACAGUUCUGUUUCUGCACAGCGGCCUGCUCUUGACAAUACCUCUAAGACGCAGUCGAAUUCAGGUUCUGCUUCAGGCUCAGUCUCUGAAGACGACAUUCGCACCCGCCGCAAAGAACUAACCAACCACCACCGAACCCUCUCCACCGAGCGCCACGCCAAAGAAACCCAAAAAGAAGCCCUGAAGCUCGAACUCCAAACCUUCCAAACCCUCCAAGCCAACCUCCUUCACGAAUGCAUCCAAGCCCGCAACACCUACUCCAAAAGAGAACUCAAACAUGACUUCGCCCGCGGAAUCCACUCCUUCCACAACACAUCCCAGCACCCAUCCACUCCCACCCAAGACCCUAAUUAUUACCACGCCCUCGAACAAGACCUCCCCGUCUUCUGCGCCUCAACGCGCGCGUACCAGAAACUCCAGGGCCGCCUGCGUCGCGAAGCGCCCGUUUCUGGGUUCAGUGCUCUCGAGCAGACGGAGAUCCCGCAGUUGCAGGCGCAUUGUAUCGCGGUGACGGAGCAGGCGAGGGAGGCGUCUGCGUUGAGGUUCUUGUUUCAUUUGCGGCGGGUGUUGGGUUCGAUUGGGUUGUGGGCUGCGGCAGAGGAUGGGGUGCGGGUGCUUUCGCAGGGGAAGAAGGUUGAGAUUGAGGUGAGGUAUUAUAUUGCUGAGGAGAGUUUUAAGAGGGAGGUUGAGAGGACGUGCGAGGGAUUGAUGCAGGGGAUUUGUGAUAUUUUGACUCUGAACGUUAUUCGCAGUUUUGGCGAUGCUUCGAUUCUGGCGAGCGAGAAAUGUACCAAGACCGUCAAGGAUUGGAACGACCUCAACUACAACACGUACAAAGCCGUUUGUUGCCGACAGGGUGUUUUUAGAUUCCAUCUAACUGCCAUAGAACUGGAACCAGGAGUUUAUAGGGCCAAUCUUGUUAUCGAACCGUUGCUUCACGAUUGGAAGAAUGCUUUUGAAAAUGAGAUGCCCCUGGAAGUCGACUGGUUCACCCAGUUGAUGAAGACUCAUCUGCAAGCGUUCCAUACCCAGGCAAUCUCAGCCGCUGAGAUUGUCCUCUCCGACAAAAUCAUGAACGAGCUCAAAGAUAUUUGGAAGGUUCAGUACAAGGUAAUGAAGAGAGAUGUGAUUCACACGGUCAACCGAGCGAGACGCAAGCAACGCGGAAUCAACCGAGAAUUUGCCGUUGGCGUGGAAGAAUACUUGCAUCCCGCGUACCUGAAAUGCGCCUAUGAAAAUGGCUCCGACAUGUUCCACCGUAUGCGAGAACACAUCCGCACCCAAAGCACCGGAAUCGAUCUCUUCCAGCACAGCACCGACCGAGUUAAAUCCGAAUUGAUCAAGCUGCUGGACAAGAUCGAGCACGAUCUGAUCUCCAUCACCACGCGACUUAUGGAACGGACAACACGUGACUACACCACUUGCAUCAUCACCCCGCUGGCCCAGCAGUUCGCGUCUUCGAGUCAGAGUCAGGCUCGGCUCAAGCGGGAGGCGGCGGAUAUGGUCCGGGGAGCUGAGAUGGAGCUUGGGCUUGAUGAGCUGUUGGAUGAUGUUACUACUGCUACUACUGGUACUAGUCAUGGGCGUGGCCCGUGGGAAGGCUAUGGACGUGAUGAUGGGCAACGCGAGCGACACGCGCUGGAGACUAUUAAAGAGGAAGAUGAGAGCGAGUAA
Molecule: messenger RNA, 3216 nt
Organism: Aspergillus glaucus CBS 516.65
Lineage: Eukaryota; Fungi; Ascomycota; Eurotiomycetes; Eurotiales; Aspergillaceae
Exons: 8
Coding region: 1-3216 (1071 amino acids)
Source: RefSeq, a predicted model, not a curated record